GACAGUGGCUGUAUGUACCGACUCCUUGUCCAACUUCUAGAUGCCAACCAGACGGUCCUGGAUAAAUUCUCUGCUAUGCCUGUUCCCAUCCAGCAGUGGAACAACAAUGUCUGCUUUCAGGUCACCCACGUGUUCUCUGACAUCAAGAUAGGCGUCCGCUUUGUGUCCUUCGAACAUUGGGGCCAGGACACGCAGUUCUGGGCGGGUCACUAUGGAGCUCGUGUGACCAACUCCAGCGUGGUCGUGCGGGCCCGUCUGUCUUAGUCGAGCGCUAUCCUUGCAAAACAACCUGACCUAUGCCUUCCAGAACCUGGGACCGUUGGCCAGGCCUUCUCAUGAACCAAGGACAUGUACCUCCUGGCAUCCCUGGAUACUCCAGAAUCCAUUCGAGGGUCCUGCUGGGCCCCCUCUUCAGGUUCUGGAAACUACUAGAAGGAAGAAAGUUCCUCCAUCACAUCUACCUACUGCUGUUGUAGGGCAGGGGGGAUGACACAGGUGAGCACCCAGGAAUGCUGGUCCUGGAGAGGGCUCUUCACCCUCACCCCGGAGGUCCUCUGAUUCAACCCCAACCCCCCUCUACCCUUGUCUCCUCUUGUUUCUGCUUUGGGGGUUUCAUUGGUCCCUUUUGGGCACCCCCCUCAUCUCUGAAGUAGAAUCUUGUCCUUGUGGCUGGGAAGAUUCCAGCCACCUUGGGUGGCAAACUUCACCUCCUGAAGCUUCGGGGUUGGGACCAGAUCUCGCAGUUGAAAGUCAACUAGCUCAAAAAACGUUUGGAGAUCCUCAAGGACCCCUGGGAUUGUGUGGUGUAUAAAAUUAUUUUUUACUUUGAAACGUUUCGCGAAUGCUGGGAGAAUAAUAUAUCCGCAACGGCUACCUGC
Messenger RNA from Puma concolor (puma), 878 nucleotides. The record is from RefSeq and is a predicted model, not a curated record. NCBI's taxonomy places the organism in Eukaryota, Metazoa, Chordata, Mammalia, Carnivora, Felidae.